Messenger RNA from Dermatophagoides farinae (American house dust mite), 3936 nucleotides. RefSeq names its product Protein EFR3 homolog stmA (gene stmA). Lineage: Eukaryota; Metazoa; Arthropoda; Arachnida; Sarcoptiformes; Pyroglyphidae. Gene Ontology annotation, biological process: protein localization to plasma membrane. The record is from RefSeq and is a predicted model, not a curated record. Gene Ontology annotation, cellular component: plasma membrane.
UUUUCAUUCACAUUUCUUUCUUGAUUGUGUUUGUUUUUUUUUUUUUGAUCAUCAUGAUUGCAAUGAAUUCUAUCGUAACCAAAGAAUUCGAAUUGUCGAAUUCUGUCAUGUAUUCUGGUGUUAGCUCAAAAUAUUUUCCACUGCAGUGCGGAUCAAUUUUUUUGCUAGUUUUCAUAUAUAGAAAUUGUUCGAAAUGAUAAGCCACAUUUUUGUUUGACCAAUCAUAAUCUAACGGCUACAAUUUGUUCCAUGAUUGCUAUAUUUUUUUAUGGAUAACAUUUGUUUACACAGAUGAUGAACAACAUCCGAAUAUAUAUAGUUUGAUGUAUAACAUCUUUUCAUUUCUUUUCUGUUUUGUUUUGCUUGGAACAACUACUACUGCUCAUGAUUUUUGACACACUGUGUUUCUUGGCUUUUGUUUAUUCCAUUGUUGAUGCUACAUCUGGAUUUUAUUGUUGUUUUCACUCAAUUGAAGCUAUCCUCUCUCAUCAUCAUCAUCAUCAUCAUGGAUCGUUAUGAUAAGUGAUCGUUUAGUUAAAGCUAUCCAUUUGAAUCAUCAUCUUUUAAACAUCUUCAUACAACAAUCUCAAAUUCAAAUUUGAACCAUUUGUGGUUUUUUUGUUUAUUGUUGUGAUUCGAAAACAAAUGCCAUAACCACCGCCACCACCACCAGCGACCAACAACUUAUUAUUCGAAUUUUAUUUUUUUGUUUGGGUGUUUUUUUCUGUGUAUGAAAUCUAUUAUAUUGUUUGUUUUCAAAUCAAUCACCACCACUACAAACACUUCAGGGUGAAUCUCAAUCAUCAAUCAAACAACAAGCCAGUCAAGUCUAUCGACAACAACAAAAAAAGAAAAUUAUUUCUUUGUUGUAAAAUAAUCAUCUUAAUCAUUUUUAAAGCUGGCAAUGAAUUUUCUAUAACUAAUUGAUAAAGACAACCACCAGAUGUAUAAAUCUGACAAUUGUACAUUUAAAAAAAAAAUUAUUUGGUCCAUUUUUCUUCUUUGGCCUUAAAAAACAACAACAAGCCACGUUUAUAAUCGAAUUAUUGUCGAAAGCUUUUUUUCUACGAACGAACUGUGAAAAAAACCUAUCUAAUUAAACCUUUAAAAUUGAUAAUAAUCAAAUUUCAUCAAGCAAAAUUUAUAAAAAUCAUUAAUCAAUAAAAAAAAGGAAUUAUAAAAAGAAAAAUGUCAGGUUGUUGUGCUUGUUGUUGUUCACCAUUUAAGCCAAGAUAUAAAAGACUUGUCGAUACCAUCUUUCCAUCGAAUGCAGAGGAUGGCUUGGUCAAAUCAAAUAUGGAAAAAUUGAUUUUUUAUGCAAUGUCAUCACCGGAUAAAUUGGAUAAAAUUGGCGCCUAUCUAGCUGAACGAAUUGGUCGUGAUCUAUAUAGACAUCGAUUUGGUUUUGUUUUAAUAGCCGUUGAAGCUAUGGAUCAAUUGCUGAAAACAUGUCACAAUUCUCUCCAUUUAUUUAUGGAAAGUUUUCUCAAAGUCGUUCAGUUAGUUCUGGAAAGUCAGGAUCCAGAAUUACAAAUUUUGGCUACACAAUCGUUUGUUAAAUUUGCAAAAAUUGAAGAAGAUACACCGGCCUAUCAUCGUAGCUAUGAUUUUUUCGUCAGUAAAUUUGCCUCACUUUGUCACGAUAAUCAUCCAAAUCUAGUCACUCGUAGACGUUUGCGUAUGGCCGGAUUGAUUGGCAUUAAAGGAUUAAUAUUAAAAGCAGUUAGUGAUGAUAUGCAAGUGAAUAUCUGGGCUGAUAAUAAUAUGGGCAAGAUAAUUCCAUCACUAUUGUUCAAUAUGAAAAGCAAAGAUUUCGAAGAUGAUUCAAAAUUAAAAGAUAGUCAGACACGUCUGCUGCUACCGGGUGCUGUAAGAUUUACCGAAAAUGAUUUGGAAUCAUCUAUGCCCAAUGACGUGGCUACUGAAUGCUUACGUGAACUAAUCAAUCGUGCUAGUUUUGGUCAUUUACACAAUAUUCUUAAACCUAUCAUUACUCAUUUCGAUCUUCAUCGUUUCUGGGAAAUGGCAGCCGAUCAAACGGGCGAUAAUUUUGCUAUUGAAACAUUCAAAAUUAUAAUGUAUUCAAUACAAUCAAAACCAGCUGUCAUACAGAUUCUCAUGAAUCAUUUGGAUUGUGUGGCCAAAGGUCGACGUGAAUUGGAAAAUUGUGCUUCAGAAAAUAAAAUAAAAGUACAGACUGGUAUUGUCAAUGUUUUGAAUGAAAUCAUUGCUAUACCUGCCGAUACAAUUGGUCCAUUCGUUCUUGGAAUGAUUAAUUCACUUCUUCAACAUCUGCAUGAUUCGAUCAAUAAUAUUCAAACACAAUUUGUUGAAGAGGAGAAACAAUUUCAGGAAGCGGUAAUCAAUACUUUAGGUGAAUUUACAACCAAUUUACCGGAUUAUCAGAAAAUUGAAACAAUGAUAUUCAUCAUUGAUAAAGCACCACCAGCUUUAUGUACAUCAGCAACUGAACAACAAUUGCAGAAUAUCAUAUUGAAAAGUUUGCUUAAAGUAACGACCAAAUAUAAACCAGUGAGCAUGAUACAAACAUUUCCAUCCACCUUGUUGAAUCAAUUAUUGACACGUGCCCUAUCACCGGAUCCAAAAACUCGAUUAACAGUACAGAAAAUUUUCCAUCAAUUACUUGAUCGUCAUAAAAAUUUACCUCGUCUCAUUAAACCGGUGACUGUUGUUCCACCGGAAACAUUGACCAUUGAAAAGGCCGACCGUUAUGAUAUAAACUUUAUGCGUAAACAUGGCCAUGACAUUCUUGUCCAUAUCUAUAGGAAUAUACAGAUAGAAUCCAAUACAAAAGAAAAUUUCGAUAGUAUUUUCACUACCAUGUCCUUGAUUUGUGUAGAAAUGAAUUCGGAUGAAGUGCUCAUCGAUUUACUUCGGUUAACAUUUGCUCUGCAAGAUAUGGCCAUCUCGAGAAAUUUCAAUCUAUCCGAUUCGCAUCGAUGUUAUAUCCAUAGUAUUGUUGCUGGGUUUCUUCAUCUUUUUAGUCAUCUGAAAGCGAUUCCAGCAAUCUGUACACAUGUUGAACAAGUGAUUAAAACUCGUGUUGAUCAAGCAAAAUAUCUGUUGCCUGAAUAUUGUCAUUUAGCUAAUAAUUAUACUUGUGGUGAAUUGUUUAUCUCCGAGAAUGGCCAUAAUCAACGAGAAAAUAACAACAAAUCGAAAGAGAAUAGUCCUAGCCGACAGAAUAGUGCAGAUAAUCUAGUUGCUGAUGAACUUUUAUUCAAUAAACAAGUCAUAUCUGAAGCCCUUCAGACAACCGGUCAUGAUACGCUUGCAUUGAAUACACCCUUCCAAUCGAAUUGUGAUGUUGAUUCAUCGAUUACACGCAGUACUAGCGAUUUGAAUGCUAUAACGGUCGAAAUUGAUAGUGUAAAUUCAUCACCUGGAACCGUACGUAAAGUACCUGAACAAGAGAUUAAUUUCAAUACUUUCAAAGAGGUGUUGAUAAAUCCAAAUCGUGAUCACAAACAAGAUUUACGUCGCCGUAUGAAUCUGUUGAACAAUUUUAAAAAUAGUAAAUUUGAAGAUUUAGUCGAAAAUUAUCCAAAAUCGAAAAAAAGCUUGCAAGAAAUUCUCUUGGACACUAUCGAUAAAUCUUUUCAAGCACAAGAAACAAAAGUACAUCAAAAUCAAAUGAUCCAAAAUCCCAGCAAACAUAGUUUGGAUACAUUAGACCAUCAUGAUCAAGACAUUAUUUCGAUUGUCAAUCAUCGAUCAAUCGAAGGAAAUUGUCAUGUUUACGAUAAUCCUCUUUUGUCAUUAUGUGACAUUAGUCAGAUAAAUUCACGAGCACCUCCAUUGUUUGCUCUUAGAUUUCCGAAUCUUUUUGUUUAUUGAUAAAAUUAUUAAUAAAUCAUUUAUAUGUUAUAAUAAUUGCUAAUUACAUUACAAUAAAUCUUAAUCAUUCGAAUUUUU